Messenger RNA from Papilio machaon (common yellow swallowtail), 1243 nucleotides. It is a transcript of the gene Dus4, whose product is annotated as tRNA-dihydrouridine(20a/20b) synthase [NAD(P)+]-like. The coding region runs from base 71 to 1243 and encodes 390 amino acids. Gene Ontology annotation, biological process: tRNA processing. The transcript has 2 exons. NCBI's taxonomy places the organism in Eukaryota, Metazoa, Arthropoda, Insecta, Lepidoptera, Papilionidae. Gene Ontology annotation, molecular function: tRNA dihydrouridine synthase activity; flavin adenine dinucleotide binding. The record is from RefSeq and is a predicted model, not a curated record.
GUUUGGUUGAUCCAAUGUAAUUUUGGAUUAGAUUUAGAGGUUAUUUAAUUAAUGACAAAAACUCACUAAAAUGAAAGUUAAAAAUGAUAUUUCACAGUUAUUUAUUACUACUAAAGCUAACCAGAACUAUUUGAAUGUUUGUGCACCUAUGGUCAGAUACAGUAAAGUACAAUUUCGAACACUCGUGAGAAAUUAUGAUACAGAUUUGACUUUCACCCCAAUGAUUUUAGCUGAUUCAUUUUGUCAGAAUGCUAAAGCUCGUUCAAAUGAAUUUACAACAACUGUAAAUGAUUCUCCACUGAUAGUACAAUUUGCAGCUAAUGAUAUAAAUGAUUUUUUGGAUGCCUCAAAACUGGUGUAUGCCUAUGCAGAUGGGGUAGAUUUAAAUUGUGGUUGUCCUCAAAGGUGGGCAAUGAAAGAUGGUUAUGGCUGUGCAUUAUUAUCUAAGCCAGAAGUAAUUCAUGAACUUGUGAAAAGUAUCAAGAAUAGUCUUCCUACUAAUUUCAGUGUGUCAGUAAAGAUAAGAAUAUUGGAUGAACUUAAAAAGACUAUCUCAUUAUGUCAACAAUUGGAAAAUUGUGGUGUAACAUUUCUUACAGUACAUGGAAGAACACCUGUUCAGAAAAGUAGUGAAGAUAUUGAUGUUCAUGCAUUGAGGAUUGUUUGUGAUUCAGUUACAGUACCGGUGAUUGUAAAUGGGGGUAUAAAAACAUUAUUUGAUGCGGAUAAUUUGUAUGAUCAAACCAACUGUAAUGGUGUAAUGGCAGCAAGUGGAUUAUUAGUUAAUCCUGCACUGUUUAGUGGAGCAAAAACAACUCCAGUCAGCUGUGUUAAGUUGUGGAUGGACAUUAAAAACAAAUAUAAAGAUAAAAUAACAUUUCAAUGUUACCAUCAUCAUUUAGUUUUUAUGCUUGAGAAAGUAUUGUCAAGACAACAAAAACAAGUUUUCAACAACUUAAGUACAUUUGAAAGUGUUGAUCAGUUUUUGAUCACUAAUUUGUUACCUUUGUGUGAUUGGGACUUGCCUGUAAAAUAUGACAUCGGUGACUUUAUUGAAUGUCAAUAUUCUGAUGAAAUAACAUUGAAGCACUCAAGUAAAUGUAGAACUUGUGGAAAAAGUAUAUGCUAUUGUAUUUGUAGUAAAUAUGACUAUGAUACCAGUUCUGGUAGUUAUUUCAAUUCAUAUGUGCAAAGUAAUGAUCAUUUAGAUUAUAUGGACAGUAAUAUGUUCAAUGAAACUUAA